Messenger RNA from Punctularia strigosozonata HHB-11173 SS5, 1867 nucleotides. RefSeq names its product beta-xylosidase. The coding region runs from base 1 to 1617 and encodes 538 amino acids. Lineage: Eukaryota; Fungi; Basidiomycota; Agaricomycetes; Corticiales; Punctulariaceae. Gene Ontology annotation, molecular function: hydrolase activity, hydrolyzing O-glycosyl compounds. Gene Ontology annotation, biological process: carbohydrate metabolic process. The transcript is spliced from 7 exons. The record is from RefSeq and is a predicted model, not a curated record.
AUGGCGAGUUCUUUUCGUAACCCUAUCAUCCCUGGUUUCAAUCCGGAUCCUACAAUCGUACGCGUGGGUGACGACUACUUUCUGGCGACAUCUUCCUUCGAAUGGUUUCCUGGAACGCCUGUUUACCACUCAAAAGACCUGAUUAAAUGGAAUGUAAUCGGGCACGUCUAUACCCGCCCAUCUCAGCUCGACAUGCGAGGGACUGCGCCAAGCGGCGGCUUGUUCGCUAACGCGCUACGAUACCACGAGAAGACGAAGACCUCCGUUGCUGUUGCUUUUGCUCAUUCAUCGAUACUCAAGACCACGAAAACGCCGCGAUCGAUGUUUGUCCACACCACGAAUAUUUGGGACGAAAACAGUUGGAGCGAUCCGACGUACGUCGACCAACCCGGCUUCGACCCCGACCUGUUCUUCGACGACGACGACAAGAUCUACCUGACCACCGCCCUGGGGGCCCCUCAGAUACCCGACUCGGGCUACUUCGCCAUCUGGAUCACCGAGAUCGACAUCGAGACGGGCGACUCCCUCGUCGAAUCGGAGGUGCUGCACGUCAGCACCUUGCCCUUGGACACGCCCCGUCUGGCGGAGGGUGCCCAUAUAUUCAAGAAGGACGGAUGGUACUACUGCAUGACCGCGGAGGCCGGGACGGGAGUGCAGCACCGCGAGAUGAUCAUGCGGGCCAAGUCGAUCAAAGGGCCUUGGGAAGAGAAUCCCAACAACCCGAUCCUGUUCAACGGACGUAACACGUCGCUUCCGAUCCUCGCGACCGGACACGGCGAUCUCGUCGAAACGCCGGAGGGAGAGUGGUACAUGGUCUUCCUGGGCAUCCGCCCGCAGAAUCCCCGGAACGCGUCCGGGGUGCCGCAGCUCAAUCGCGAAACGUUCCUGGCACCCGUGACCUGGGAGGAUGGAUGGCCGGUUGUGAAUCGUGGUCAACCUAUCACGUUCGAGAUGCCUGGUCUCUAUAAUUUGGCCAGGCCCCCUCUCUGGCGGGACGAGUUCAAUGGGAACUUCGCCGAUAAGGGUUAUUACACCCAACGCACACCGUACAAGGCGUUCCAUUCUUUUGGCGCUCGACAUGGAUACCUGCGUCUCCGCGGAAACCCUUACAUGCUCUCCGACCGAGACACUCCCGCCGCCUUCUUCCGCAAACAAGUCGACCUCGAGACCGUCUGGAGCACCGAGCUGGACUUUCAGCCCACCUCGCCCCUGCACGAGGCCGGCGCGACGGUCUUCCUCUCCAUCUCGUACCACAACGAGAUCGCGGUCACGCUCCACCCGAACGACACCUCCCGGCGCGUCGUGACGGCGCAGACGCGUACCGGACCGGAGGCGACGCUCAACCAGACUUAUUACGACAUACCCAGCACGGGCAGCGUGCGGUUGUUCAUCAAGGCGGAGAGGGACAGCUAUUCGCUGGGAUACGCGGUUGUCGGGGACGAGGAACCGACGUACGUCGCGACGUUGGCCAGCCAGUGGUUACAGGCCUUCUUGCCUGGCUGGCAGGUGUUCACGGGUGCACACUUUGGCGUGUAUUCGACCGGGAACUCGCUGCCGAUGCUCGUACCUGCGGACUUCGCAUAUGUUCAGACGGAGCUCAUUGCGGACGUGUCGUGAUGGUCAAGACUCACAGAACACGUCCCCACAGAUUGGGGGUCGCAAGGCCUGUCUUGUUUGGAAGGACACCUGAUGUCAGGGGCGAGGUCUGCAGGCGAAGCUAGAUACCGGGAAGGCUCGUUUUGCAGUUCAGUCGGAGAUCGUUCUCAUUGGUUCUCCUCGGAGCGGAAGAGCUGGGCGUAUAGCUGUGGGUAGCGUUUGUCUUAAGAGGUAGUGGAACGCCGUACGGCGAUCGGAGAUGAUCAACAAC